Molecule: messenger RNA, 2911 nt
Organism: Phasianus colchicus (ring-necked pheasant)
Lineage: Eukaryota; Metazoa; Chordata; Aves; Galliformes; Phasianidae
Gene: PGGT1B
Product: protein geranylgeranyltransferase type I subunit beta
Biological process (GO): protein geranylgeranylation
Cellular component (GO): CAAX-protein geranylgeranyltransferase complex
Molecular function (GO): CAAX-protein geranylgeranyltransferase activity
Source: RefSeq, a predicted model, not a curated record
GUCACUCCCGGGCCGCCCGUGACGCAUCCGCAGCGCGCCGGCAGUGCGUGUCGGCAAGAUGGCGGCGCCGAGCUGGGCGGAGGCGGAACGGCUGGAGUUCCUGAAGGAGCGGCACGUGCGCUUCUUCCAGCGCUGCCUGCAGGUUCUGCCCGAGCGGUACUCGUCUCUGGAGACCAGCAGGUUGACAAUUGCAUUUUUCGCGCUCUCUGGUCUGGAUAUGUUGGAUUCCUUAGAUGUGGUGAACAAAGAUGAUAUAAUAGAAUGGAUUUAUUCCCUUCAGGUCCUUCCCACAGAAGACAAAUCAAACUUGAAUCGCUGUGGAUUCAGAGGCUCUUCAUAUUUAGGGAUGCCAUUCAAUCCCUCCAAGGGCUCAGAUGUAUCUCAUCCUUAUGAUAGUGGGCACAUAGCAAUGACUUACACAGGUCUGUCGUGUCUGCUCAUUCUUGGAGAUGAUUUAAGUCGAGUAAAUAAAGAUGCCUUAAUGGUAGGACUGAGAGCUCUCCAGCUAGAGGAUGGAAGUUUCUGUGCAGUGCUAGAAGGAAGUGAGAAUGAUAUGAGGUUUGUGUACUGUGCUUCCUGCAUCUGCUACAUGCUUGAUAACUGGUCAGGCAUGGAUAUGAAAAAAGCUAUAGACUAUAUUAGAAGAAGUAUGUCUUAUGAUAAUGGCCUGGCACAAGGAGCAGGACUCGAAUCUCAUGGUGGAUCUACAUUUUGUGGUAUUGCAUCGCUGUGCUUGAUGGGUAAACUGGAGGAAGUUUUUUCAGAAAAAGAACUAAGUAGAAUAGGAAGGUGGUGUGUAAUGAGACAACAAAAUGGCUACCAUGGACGACCCAACAAACCUGUAGACACUUGCUAUUCCUUUUGGGUGGGAGCAACAUUGAAGCUCUUGAACUUAUUCCAAUACACAAAUUUUGAGAAAAACAGAAACUACAUCCUCUCAACUCAAGAUCGCCUUGUUGGUGGAUUUGCCAAGUGGCCAGAUAGCCAUCCAGAUGCUUUGCACGCCUACUUUGGGAUCUGUGGCUUGUCGCUAAUUGGAGAAGCUGGUAUCUGUAAAGUUCAUCCUGCCCUGAAUGUAAGCACAAGAACCUCCGAGCGCCUUCACCACCUUCACCAGAUGUGGAACAAGGACUCUAAGCAGUGUUCAGACAACAUGCACAUCGCUACGCGACUGAUUUAGACUCAAAUUUAGUUCUGGUAGCAUAAUUGUAGCCCAAGGUUAAAAGCCAUGUAUAACCAAUGUGCUCUUUUAAGUGCUGGAGUCAUGCAAUCAGAUCUGUGUUGCUGGCAUUGCUUUGAUAGGGGAUUGCCUUCAGCGGGUUAUUCUGCAUUGUGGGAAAAAAAGGAGAUAUUUUGAUUAUAUAGGAGUUUGUCACUGCAGACUGUAAAUGGCUCUUCAAAUGGCUUUAUGUCUAAGAAAUUCCUUGAGGCAAUUAAAAUUCAUUUUUAUUUUAUUUUUUAAAACUUGUGCAUACUGUGUCAAAGUAUAUAAUAGGAGAGUAUUUUCAAAAUCUGUUUACAUAUCAUACAGUAUAGCACAAAACCUUGGGGAUCUUUUUGAUUUUAAUGUCUUACAUAUUUUUGGGUAGAGAAUCUCCCAUAUUAAAUCUCAGUUAAAAGUUACCUUUUACUGUCUACUUUCAGAUUCCAUAAACUUUGUUAAAAAAAAAAAAUCAAAUAAAUACAAAUAAAAUUAUUUUAUUCAAUAUUCUGCACUUCUGAAGUUGUGUGGCCUUACUAAAUGAGUUUUACAAGUCUCCUGAGUGCCUGCUGCAUGGAUGCGAUGGAUUGUUAGCUCAGAUGUCUUUAUUUGAAAUUCUGUCUGCAUGGGAUAUUAGUAAGAACGUGUUGUAUUGAUACAGGACAUGAGCUAUAGUUGCUGAGUUUUUGUUUUCCUGGUCUCUGUCUAAUUCAUUUCUGAAUUUAUUAAAUGGCAAGGGCCUGUUGCCUUGUGAAGCAACACAUCUUUUCUACUGAGCUGCAGAUCUCAACAUUAGUGUCUUCUUUUUGUUGUUGUUUUUGCAAGCCAAUCACAUGUCCUGGCUGAAGAACUGUCCACACAGCAACAGCAUCAAAGAGCACAGAGCAUGAAAACCUCCAGUUGCAUUCCCCAAAUGCAACAAAAAUCCCACACUACUGCUUGAUUUCUGAAGCAGUGGUGAAAUGCCUUCUUUGGUAACUGCAGUGUUAGACCAGCCUUUAGAAAUUCAUCUGUAGGUACCAACUCUAUACUUCAGAAGACAAAAAGUGGUAAUUGUAGGUAACUGAAGAAUGAGUAUGAUCCCAAAGAAUUAAAAGGCAUGUCUUAAUAAGCAGGAAAUUUUUCAAGGAAGAGAAAAUCUGUACAAGAGCAGUCUUCAGCCUCCAAUUUUUGAGAAUUCCAAAAGCAUGGGAGGGGUUUGUGGCAAAGAAAGAGCACUCCAUUUGCUAAACCAGGCUGUUCAAAUGUACAAGCAGAAGAAAGGAACAGUAUGCAGAGUCUUGUUUUUAUCAGUUGUGGUUGUAUGUAUGUGUGUGAAGGUGGCUUCCUUGUGAACUCUUAUCAGCAGUGAACUAGAGGCUCGGUGUUGAGACCAGGAGGCUAUUCUCUGUUUGGUUAAAACAGCAGUGAGCUAGCAGUGCCAGGGUUGAAAUACCCUCGUAAGAUAGUCUGGAGGCCUUCGUGCAGGUAUUUCUGUAAGAGCCAUCGCUGAGUUUCCAUCCAACAGCAUGGGUUACACAGGCUCUGCCCUGUGAGGGAGUAUCCUUAUCAUUUUACAAGGAAUCCACAAAAACACAACUUGAAAAUGCCUUGAAGGCAAGGCACAUCUUUUAUGUUUGUUACCUCAAUGCUAAGUGGGAAUGGUAGUUACACUGCCUGGGAAGCUAAAUAUGCUAAAUAUGCUGUUGAAAUUUCCUACUUUGGGGUAAU